AUGGCUUACUAUCUCACCGAUGGAAUUUAUCCGAAAUGGGCAACUUUUAUCCAAUCUAUUCCAAUACCACAAGGACCGAAAGCGGUUUUAUUUGCUCAACAUCAAGAAGCUGUCCGAAAAGAUGUCGAGCGUGCUUUUGGAGUCUUGCAAGCUCGCUUUGCCAUCGUUAAAAAUCCAGCACUUUUUUGGGAUAAAGUCAAAAUUGGUAAGAUUAUGAGGGCAUGUAUCAUACUUCAUAAUAUGAUAGUGGAAGAUGAACGAGCAGGAUACAGUCAAUUUGAUCUUACCGAUUUCCAAGACGGAGAAGACAAUGGAACUUCACAUGUCGAUCUCACGUAUUCUACAGAUAUCCCUUCAAAUAUUGCCAAUAUGAUGGGCGUUCGAACUAGAAUUCGUGAUCGACAAAUGCAUGAACAACUGAAAGGUGAUUUGGUUGAACAUAUGUGGCGUAGAUUUGGAGGUGAUGAAGACAACCAAUGA
This is a messenger RNA of Brassica rapa (field mustard), 480 nucleotides long. RefSeq lists its product as uncharacterized. Lineage: Eukaryota; Viridiplantae; Streptophyta; Magnoliopsida; Brassicales; Brassicaceae. The record is from RefSeq and is a predicted model, not a curated record.